GACCGCGGCGCAAUCGUCAGUGACGCAAUCCCUGUGCGCCGGCGCCCAGCACCGCCGCCGCCAUGGAAUCCAACAGGGACGAGGCGGAGCGCUGUAUUGCUAUCGCAGCGGCCGCCAUUAAGGCCAACCAGACGGAAAAGGCGCGUCGCUUCCUGGAGAAGGCCCAGCGCCUCUACCCGUCUCAACGGGUCCGCGCGCUGCUUGACUCCCUCAUCAAGAAUGAGCAGUCCUCUAAUGGCCGUUCCCCACCCAAGGAAGCCACAAACCCCAACCAUAGAAAAAUGAGCGGCGAAUUUCCUUCUGCCAAUGGCGAGGCAGGUGGAGAUACUACUAAAGGUUACACUCAGGAGCAGGUAGAUGCAGUUAAGAGGGUAAAACAGUGUAAAGACUAUUAUGAAAUUCUGGGAGUAAGCAGAGACUCCUCCGAUGAGGACCUGAAAAAAGCUUACCGGAAAUUAGCAUUGAAAUUUCACCCCGAUAAGAAUCAUGCACCAGGUGCUACGGAGGCCUUUAAAGCCAUUGGCAACGCUUACGCAGUACUGAGCAAUCCGGAGAAGAGGAAGCAGUACGACCAGUUCGGAGAUGCCAAAGUCAGCCCCACGCGGCACGGCCAUGGCCAUCCGGACUUCCACCGAGGGUUCGAGGCCGACAUUUCCCCCGAGGACCUCUUCAAUAUGUUCUUUGGUGGUGGUUUCCCUUCUAGUAACGUUCAUGUAUAUAGCAACGGCAGGAUGCGAUACACCUAUCACCAGAGGCAAGACAGACGAGAACACCAAGGCGAUGGCAGCCUCGGGCUCUUUGUCCAACUGAUGCCUAUCCUCAUCCUCAUCAUCGUGUCCGCGCUCAGCCAGAUGAUGGUCUCCAGCCCACCAUACAGCCUGAGCCACAGACCGUCUGUCGGCCAUAUACACAAGAGAGCGACGGAGCACUUGAAAGUGGCCUAUUAUGUAGCUGAUAGCUUUGCGGAAGAGUAUACCGGUGCGAACCUGAAAAACGUGGAGAGGAGCGUGGAAGACGACUACAUUGCAAACCUCAGAAAUAACUGCUGGAAGGAGAAGCAGCAGAAGGAAGGCUUACUGUACCGGGCCCGUUACUUUGGAGAUUCAGACCUGUAUCAGAGAGCACAGAAGAUGGGCACGCCAAGCUGCAGCAGACUGUCAGAAGUGCAGGCGUCCUUGCAUGGAUAGCUGUUGUGGAAGGGCUCCAUUGAGGUCAAAACUCUUCAGUUGCCUGCAGACUUUGGAGGAAGUGAACUGAGCCAAGAAGAUGAUCUAAAAGAAUCAGAUCUUAAAAUUAAAAAUGGAAUUGGAGAAUUAGCAACGCACAACUGCCCUCCCCUCUGUCUUUUAAUCUCUCACUCUUCUCUCGCUCUCUGCCCAGCAUUAGAUCUGGACGUUUCUCAGAACAGAAGGAAGACGACUUUUCUUUCUUCUUUCUUUCUUUCUUUCUUUCUUUCUUUCUUUCUUUCUUUCUUUCUUUCUUUCUUUCUUUCUUUCUUUCUUUCUUUCUUUCUUUCUUUCUUUCUUUCUUUCUUUCUUUCUUUCUUUCUUUCUUUCUUUCUUUCUUUCUUUCUUUCUUUCUUUCCCCUUCCUCCACUAUGAACUGUCAUGCCUCUUUCAGGAUCCAGGAAUCCUCAAAGCCAAGUGUCUUUGUUUUCUUUUUUUUAAGAGCCUGCAGGGGCGGCAGUGGUUGGGGGGAAGGGAGGGGCAGAAAGCAACCUAAGACCCUCUUCCGCAGUUGUACUGCGGCUGCUUCAGAGAGGGAGGGUGAAAUCUGAAGACCUGUAGGAGCAAUGGAAAAAAUCACUUUUAAAAGCAGGAGAAGUCAUUUAGAAUUAACUUAUAACUGUAAAUAUGUUGUACUUCUAAACUAUGCAGGGAUAGAAUUAAAUUAUUUCGUUUUUGCAGAACUGUGUAACCCGGGAAGGGUGCAUUUUAGCCUCUCCCCCCCCCCCCCCCGCCCCGCAUCGGUCUGAUCCUACAAAAACCCUUUCCUAAUUAAGGCAGCCUUAUUUGAGGACAUGAAUUUUUAUUUAAUUUUAAGUGGCUUUUACUGAAGGAGAAUGUGUGUGGAAUCCAACCUGCAGUUUGUUAUUCUGCACACAGGCCCUGGUUUGGAUUAGUGGCCUCGCUUGGAGUUUUCGAUUCUCCUGCACUGAGGAGAGAGACUUUGCCCCCCCCUCUCCCCCGGUGAUCUGUAGCUGCUGCUUGUGUGUUUCACGUGGAACUUCUUAUUUAUUAUUCUCUAUUGCAGCCUGUCUCUCUCCCCUUCUCUCUCCUGCCUUGCAAUCAGUGUUUGUUAGGGUGCCUAGUGCUUUUCCCUCCUCCUGGCUGCCUGUUCCUGACGGUGAUUCUGCUCCCCCCCACCAUCUUGCAGUGCUACGAAGUUGUAAGCAAGGCUGCCUUUCCUUGGCGUACAACUACUGCUGAUUUCCGUUCCGAGAACUUCUUGCUGGUGGCCGUUGUCCACCCUACGCUGCUGUCGAGACGUUAUCUCCCUUUUGGAGCUCGAAGACAUCUUCCUUGGCAAAGAAGGCAGAGCGUGCAAACCAUGGUGUUCCUCCCUCUGUUGGCUUCCUGUUUUUGAUCAGAAGGGGCUUUUUGCUGCAGUCUUCCAUCGCGGAACAAGCUGAAAGUCAUAUCCCCCUAACUAUGUAGGCCAUCUCCCAUUAGAGUGAUACCUUUGAUUUGGACACGUGUUCUUAAGAUUGUCCAUAAUGUUCCUUAGAAGCCACCAGAAUGCUACAAAAGGAGCCUGAAGCAUAAUAAGUUAAUGCCUGCAGAUUUGCCAAAACUGGUUGUCUUGCCCCGGUGAAGGGGGGCCAAUACAUCCACAAAGCUUCCCCAUCUGUGAAGAGCUCCUGCAUUCAUUUUAGUGCUGGGGGUAUCUUUGUGCAUGUGUUUUGGUACGCCUGGAUUGGCUCCCUCCAUUGAAGCAAAUAGAGGUUGAGAGCACAGCAUCUUUCAAAGUUAGACCGAGGAAGUCAAAAUUCCAUCAGUCUACAUCGGCUGGGUUCUUCUGUACUUAAGUCCCACCCCCUGACACAUUUCUUAUACCCAGCAUUUUCAAGCUUUUGUUCUGGAUGAAAGGAACAGCUACCCCCGGAGAGUUUAGGAGUAGCAGGUAAAAUCAUCUUACCCAAGUUGCUCCUUUAGAAUGAACAAACUGGAUAUUCAUGCAGUGCAAGUCACUGAGUGUGCCUUGUUACCUGUCGUAACGUAGCCAUAUUGAACGGUACAUUCACUCAAUGCAUAUUUACAGCUGUAAAAAGACUCCUUACCCCUCCAGCUACCACCCCUUAUCCUGUAAUGGCAAAAUCAGGCCACGAGAUUGUGUGAAACCUCAGCCUUGUUGACUAAUCUGCAGCAAUCCCAGAGACUCUGGUUGUUCAGGUGGUUCACCUUUCAGCGUGAAGUUUCCGAUGAGAGCUGUAUCGGCGGUCCCAGGGCCUCCCCAUCCAAACCAUUUGAUUUCUCGAGUAGAUAGCCAUGGAUGAAAGAAGCGAUGUGCAAUAAAAAGGCAUAGAUCCCGAAAGAUACUCACAAAAGGCUGUAUUUCUUAAUUUAGAAUUAAUUAUACAAUUGUACAUCUAUAAAUAAAAGUUUAUAACAUGAAA
Molecule: messenger RNA, 3616 nt
Organism: Heteronotia binoei (common prickly gecko)
Lineage: Eukaryota; Metazoa; Chordata; Lepidosauria; Squamata; Gekkonidae
Gene: DNAJB12
Product: DnaJ heat shock protein family (Hsp40) member B12
Exons: 9
Coding region: 63-1187 (374 amino acids)
Biological process (GO): cellular response to misfolded protein
Cellular component (GO): endoplasmic reticulum membrane
Molecular function (GO): Hsp70 protein binding
Source: RefSeq, a predicted model, not a curated record